Messenger RNA from Mycotypha africana, 246 nucleotides. RefSeq lists its product as uncharacterized. Gene Ontology annotation, molecular function: RNA polymerase II cis-regulatory region sequence-specific DNA binding; DNA-binding transcription factor activity, RNA polymerase II-specific. Gene Ontology annotation, cellular component: nucleus. The record is from RefSeq and is a predicted model, not a curated record. Gene Ontology annotation, biological process: regulation of transcription by RNA polymerase II; central nervous system development. NCBI's taxonomy places the organism in Eukaryota, Fungi, Mucoromycota, Mucoromycetes, Mucorales, Mycotyphaceae. The annotation marks the transcript as partial. The transcript has 2 exons.
UGUCCUUAUGCAGAAUGCGGGAAGUCCUUUACACAAUAUGGUAACCUAAAAACUCAUUCUAGAAAACAUACGGGUGAAAGGCCCUACCAUUGCUCUUAUGAGGGCUGUGAUAAAGCUUUUACACAGUUGGGUAACUUGAAAACACAUGAAAAAAUUCAUUGGCCUGUGAAGCCAUAUAUGUGUGCAUUUCCUAAUUGUGGAAAAGGAUUUACACAACGUGGUAAUUUGAAGGUGAGUUUUCCAUAA